Molecule: messenger RNA, 8192 nt
Organism: Coregonus sp. 'balchen'
Lineage: Eukaryota; Metazoa; Chordata; Actinopteri; Salmoniformes; Salmonidae
Source: the annotation of a GenBank genome assembly
AUAUUAAUAAAGGUUAAUAAAAGUUGUCUGUUUUCUGUGCCUUGGGCUUGCAAAUCUUUAUGCAAUAUAUUUAUGAGGUGAUACAAAGAAACACUAUGCAGACCAGGUUGAAGGUUUUGGGCAUACUACACUAAAACACAUACAACUCUUAAUACUCUUAAUAUCAUCAACACGUACACAAACACACAAACACAAAGUUACUAUGUUUACUCAAGUGUUUCCCAUUAGUGUAGAGAUUCUAAUUGAUAUGUGAUUGACAUCUACUGUAGAUGGGAGUGGAGCUGCAGAGGCGGUCUCUCUCUCCAGUGCUCUGUGCAGUGGUCUGGACCAUGCUCUCCUGUGGCAUCCUGCUGGCAUUCUGCUUCCUGCUCUUUACCCUGCGCUUCAAGAACAACAGGUACACACACAUACACUUACAGUGCCUUCGUAAAGUAUUCAACUCCCUUGACUUUUUCCAAAUUUUGUUGCGUUACAAAGUGGGAUUAUAAUGGAUUUAAUUGUAUUUUUUUUAUCAACGAUCUACACAAAAUACUUUAUACUCUAUAAUGUCAACCAAAAAAAUCUAAAACACUAAUAUACUGUAUCUUGAUUAUUGUAUUCAACCCCCUGAGUCAAAACAUAUUAGAAUCACCUUUGGCAGCAAUUACAGCUGUGAGUCUUUUGGGGUAAGUCUCUUAGAGCUUUGCACACCUGGAUUGUACAAUAUUUGCCUAUCAUUCUUGAAAAGAUUAUUCAAGCUCUGUCAAGUUAGUUGUUGAUCAUUGCUAGACAGACAUUUUCAAGUCUUCCCAUAGAUUUUCAAGCCAAUUUAAGUCAAAACUGUAACUAGGAACAUUCAAUGUCGUCUUGGUAAGCAAAUCCAAUGUAGAUUUGGCCUAGGUUAUUGUCCUGCUGAAAAGUGAAUUCGUCUUCCAGUGUCCGUUGGAAAGCAGACUGAACCAGGUUUUCCUCUAUGAUUUUGCCUGUGCUUAGCUCUAUUUCAUUUAUUUUUAUCCCAAAAAACUCCCUAGUCCUUGCUGAUGACAAGCAUACCCAUAAUAUGAAGAGUGGUAGUGAUGUGUUUUGUUAGAUUUGCAGCAGUUAUUUUGUACAGCAGGCGUCCCCAAUUACAUUCAACCGUGGGCUGAUUUUUGUGGAUGGUAGGGGGGCCAGAACAUAGUAAAAAAUAAUUUGUACACUGCAAAUUGACUGCAAGAAUCCCAAACAGACAGUAUUCAACAAAAACAGAAUCAUUUCAAACCUUGAUUAAAUUGGGAUAUGAUCACAUACACUACCGUUCAAAAGUUUGGGGUCACGUAGAAAUGUCCUUGUUUUCCAUGAAAACAUACAUGAAAUUAGUUUGAAUAGGAAAUAUACCAAAAUGAAUAGGAAAUGUAGUCAUUGACAAGGUUAGAAAUAAUGAUUUUUAAUUGAAAUAAUAAUUGUGUCCUUCAAACUUUGCUUUCGUCAAAGAAUCCUCCAUUUGCAGCAAUUACAGCCUUGCAGAUCUUUUACAUUCUAGUUGUCAAUUUGUUGAGGUAAUCUGAAGAGAUUUCACCCCAUGCUUCCUGAAGCACCUCCCACAAGUUGGAUUGGCUUGAUGGGCACUUCUUGCGUACCAUACGGUCAAGCUGCUCCCACAACAGCUCAAUAGGGUUUAGAUCCGGUGACUGUGCUGGCCACAGCUGACUGCUUCUUCCCUAAAUAGUUAUUGCAUAGUUUGGAGCUGUACUUUUAGUCAUUGUCCUGUUGUAGGAGGUAAUUGGCUCCAAUCAAGCGCUGUCCACAGGGUAUGGCAUGGCGUUGCAAAAUGGAGUGAUAGCCUUCCUUCUUCAAGAUCCCUUUUACCCUGUACAAAUCUCCCACUUUACCACCACCAAAGCACCCCCAGACCAUCACAUUGCCUCCACCAUGCUUGACAGAUGGCAUCAAGCACUCCUCCAGCAUCUUUUCAUUUGGUCUGCGUCUCACAAAUGUUAUUCUUUGUGAGCCGAACACCUCAAACUUAAAUUCGUCUGUCCAUAACACUUUUUCCCAAUCUUCCUCUUUCCAGUGUCUGUUUUCUUUUGCCCAUCUUAAUCUUUUCUUUUUAUUGGCCAGUCUGAGAUAUGGCUUUUUCUUUGCAACUCUGCCUAGAAGGUCAGCAUCCCGGAGUCGCCACUUCUCUGUUGACGUUGAGACUGGUGUUUUGCGGGUACUAUUUAAUGAAGCUGCCAGUUGAGGACCUGUGAGGAGUCUGUUUCUCAAACAAUUUCUCGCAUGGAAUUGCCUUCAUUUCUCAGAACAAGAGUAGACUGACGCGUUUCAGAAGAAAGUUAUUUGUUUCUGGCCAUUUUGCGCCUGUAAUCGAACCCACAAUUGCUGAUGCUCCAGAUACUCAACUAGUCUAAAGAAGGCCAGUUUUAUUGCUUCUUUAAACAGCACAACAGUUUUCAACUGUGCUAACAUAAUUGCAAAAGGGUUUUCUAAUGAUCAAUUAGCCUUUUAAAAUGAUAAACUUGGAUUAGCAAACACAACGUGCCAUUGGAACACAGGACUGAUGGUUGCUGAUAAUGGGCCUCUGUACACCUAUUGUCACGUCUCCUCCCGUUGCUCCCCUCCGGCGCUCUGAUUCGCCGGUCUACUGAGCCACCGGUCUGAGCACACCACCUUGGCAACACCGGAAUGGAAACCCAACGCACCCUAAUCACCUCCAGCGCACCUGCACCUCAUCAUCUCAUCACCACCCCAUAUAGCCCUGGACUGUUCAGUGUUGUGUUGUGUGUGAUUGUUAGUGUCAUGUCGUGUACUUGCUCUUUGUUGUUCUCUUGCUCAGUGUUAAGUAAACCUUUUACAUUGUUGAUUCCUGCGUCUGCAUCCUACCUCUUCGUAUCCUCAGUACUCGUCACACCUAUGUAGAUAUUCCAUAAAAAAUCAGCCGUUUCCAGCUUCAAAAACCAUUUACAACAUCAAGGUAAUGUUAUUUUAAUGGACCCAAAAAUUGCUUUUCUUUCGAAAACAAGGACAUUUCUAGGUGACCCCAAACUUUUGAACGGUAGUGUAUGUCUCUCUAUUUAUGCGUGGGAAUACUUGGUAACAGAUAUCCUAAAUUAAAAUCACUUUGAGCUGAUUUCCUGGUAAUAUAUAUAUAUAAAAUAAUUUACUCAAAACUUUGUGGGCCAAAUAAAAUCCCCUGAUGGCCGAAUUUGGCCUUUGGGCUGCCUAUUGGGAACCCUGCUGUACAGGCUUCCUUCUUUUCACACUGUCAUUCAGCUUUUCAUGUUUAAUUAAUUGUUUAAUGUCUAAAAACAAAAUUCCACUUUGACAUUAUGGGGUAUUGUGUGUAGAUUAGUGACACAAAAUAUGAAUUUAAAAUUCAGGCUGUAACACAACAAAAUGUGGAAAAAGUCAAUACUUUGAAUACUUUCUGAAGGCACUGUAAAAGCAUAUGCACAUGCUCAAAUCGAUGCGCAGACGUGAACAGUCUAAGCUUUGUGUUUGUUCCUCUCUCAGGAUAGUGAAGAUGUCUAGUCCUAACCUCAAUGUGCUGACUCUGUGUGGGAGUGUCCUCACCUACAGCAGUGGAUUCCUAUUCGCUUUUGAGGAACGCACCUACCUACAAGGGGGAGGAGCGAGAGCUAUACUACAGGUAAGAACAUACACACACACACGUUGCUCUGAUGAUGCCAUGCUGUGUGAUAUUAUGGGAAGUCCUGAUGUUAUUGUGGUGUAUCCUAGGCCAGGAUCUGGAUGUUUUGUAUCGGCAGCACUCUGGUAUUUGGGCCCAUCCUGGGGAAAACAUGGCGGCUCUACAGAGUAUUCACCCAACGCGUGCCUGACAAGAGAGUGGUAAGCAGGCUGCUGCUCUCACUGUCUCUCUGGUCGAAGUCUGUAGUAGAGUGGGUGUAUUGCACAGUGUAUUACUGAACUCUGUGUGUGUUUCAGAUCAUCAGAGACAUCCAGUUGAUGGGCUUGGUAGCUCUGUUGAUUCUGAUGGACCUGCUGGUUCUGACCGCCUGGAGUCUAACCGACCCGGUCAAAUGUGCACGGUCCAUUGGGGCUAUGGUCAAGGUGGUGGAGAGGGAAUUGUCCUACUCUCUGUCUCAGCUGGACUCCUGUUCCUCUCUCUAUUCAGACCUGUGGGUUAUCCUCCUCGCUCUGAUGAAGGUAAAACAUACAACUGGGAGAAAUGCUCAGAUAAACAUAAGAGAGCACAUCAUUUUAUGCCUGGUAUGGCAACUGCUCGGACUCCGACCGCAAGGCACUACAAAGGGUAGUGCGUACGGCCCAGUACAUCACUGGGGCCAAGCUUCCUGCCAUCCCGGACCUCUAUACCAGGCGGUGUCAGAGGAAGGCCCUAAAAAUUGUCAAAGACUCCAGCCACCAUAGUCAUAGACUGUAUUCUCUGCUACCGCACGGCAAGCGGUACCAGAGCGCCAAGUCUACCCCCAAACCAUAAGAGUCCUGAACAGCUAAUCAUGGCUAUCCGGACUAUUUGCAUUGAUCCCCACCCUACCCCACCCGCUCUUUUACGCUGCUGCUACUCUCUGUUUAUUAUCUAUGCAUAGUCACUUUAACUCUACCCACAUGUACAUAUUACCUCGACUAACCUGUGCCCCCGCACAUUGUCUCUGUACCGGUACCCCCUGUAUAUAGCCUCCCUACUGUUAUUUUAUUUGACUGCUACUCUUUAAUUUAAAAAAUGUAUUUUCUACUUAUCUACUUUUUUUACUUAACGCUUAUUUUUCUUAACUACAUUGUUGGUUAAGGGCUUGUAAGUAAGCAUUUCACUGUAAGGUCUACACCUGUUGUAUUCGGCGCAUGUGGCAAAUAAAAUUUGAUUUGAUUUAAUAGCUGUUUCCCCUGAGUUUGUGUUGGUUUGUCAUAGUAAACAUGUCAUGAACGUUAUGUGGUUAUGUUGCUGUCUCUCCAGGGUAGCAUGCUCCUGUAUGGGACCUACCUGGCCGGUCUGACCAGCAACGUCAGCCUCCCUCCGGUCAACCAGUCCCCCACCAUCAUGACCGCGGUCAGCCUGGUCACCCUUUCCACGGCGGUUGCAGUCCCUGUGUCGCGGUUCCUGCAGGCCUGGCCUAACGUGGUCUAUAGCGUGGUGGCUGGAGCCAUCUUCAUCUGUACCCUUGCCACCAACUGUAUGCUGUUUGUACCUCAGGUGAGAGAGACAGUUAGCGCACAUCACAAACAGACGGACAGACAGAAACCCCUGUAAUUUAUGACAGGCCCAAUUCGAGUGGCUACAUGGUUGUUUCCCAUACCUUACCGUAGUGUGUGUGUGUGUGUGUGUGUGUUAACAAGGUUGUGCGGCUCAUACAAACACACACAUUGCUCCAUGAGUCAACAUGCUGCAGCCUCUGCCAACGAGUUAAUGACUCCCCAUAAGUAACUGGUGGUGAGCUGAUGCUAUGAUACAGGAAUGCAUCCUGGAUGGAAAGAAAGGAGGCACUUGAACAAUGAGCAACACACACACCUGGAGAUUCAAGGGUAUGCUCAAAGACUGGCACAUUUGUCUGACAGUUAUCUGACUAUCCAUCAUAAUCCCCCUCUUCCUCUCCCCUCUUUCCCCUUUCCACCCCUCUUGCUCCCCUCUUCCCAGUUAACCCAGUGGCGUCGGUUUGAGGAGGAGCACAACAACCUUAGCCAGAUGGCGAAGUACUUCAGGAGCCCCAGUAAGAGUGUCCACUCUGUCUACAGCCAGGAUGAAGUCUACUAUCUACUGGGGGAGAACAACUCUAUGAAGAGGCUCCUCAAUGAGGUAGUCAGUGUGGAGGCUAUGUAUUAUUUUAACCCUCACUCGCCCCCUAAUGGUUAUAAAAGGUAGUGAAAUACUAUCCUUACUGACUAAAAUGGUCCUACAUGGUCCUGUACUCAGAAUAAUCUCUGUGACCCCUCAACACUAUAAUAUAUACCUAAACUUGUUUACUUUGUAUUCUGAAUACCCUUCUACUCAUCACUAACUUCACCUAUAACCUUUAACCCGACACCAAUCUUUAGGUUAACCUUUAACCUGACUCUUGUUGUUGAUGUUUUUGGUUUUGAAGGGGAUUUUAAAGUUUGUUGUUGUUAUUUUGGCAGAAGAAUGCUGUGAUUGAUAGUCUGCAAGAGCAGGUGAACAAUGCCAAAGACAAGCUACUGCGCCUCAUGUCCAUUACCCACCCCCGCGAGGACCAGGAAAUGGACUCUUCCACCACCAACCUCCACUCCUCCUCCACCCAGACCACAGUGGUGCAGUCCGACUGCUCUCCAACUCCCCUGCCACACAGGGACGUAGCAGAACCUACCCUCUCUUCUCCUCCCUUCUCGCCACCUCCUCUGUCUGCUCCUCCCACUACAUCUGCUCUCUGUAAACCUCCUUCUGAAUCACCCUCUGCUCCUCUCUCUACUCCUCCCCCUCCUGCCUUAUCUCUUCCCCCAGGGGAUUGUGUGAGUGUUAAACCGUGGAGUGUAGAGUUUGGCCCAUACAUCCAGGGUGCAGGGAUAAAGACAGAGGCAGGGGGGUGUAAGGUUGAGGGGACUGGGUCCCAGCAGCAGUAUGGAGGGGAAAGGUCUCACCUCCCAGUCUCCCCUCAGCCCUCUGUUUCUUCCAAGACAGGAGUCAGAACACCAGGGGAGAUGGCAGGGACACAAACCACACCCUCCUGUCAGUCAAACAAUGUCACUUCCUCUUCCCAUCUCUCCCCGGUGGGUUUGGCCCCUGUUCAGUCGGGACCCUCGGGUUGGCAUGGCGGUACCGCUUCGCCGUGGAUGGCAGGCGGCAGGCAGGCAGGGUUUGUGAGCAGUGAGCAGCUGCAGGAGAUACUCCAGGAACUGAGCGUGGACGCUGUCAUGGAAAUGGCCCUCCGCUCGCCCAAUCACAGCAGGGGGGUCAGGAGACCCUCUCAGCCCUCCUCGACCGAUCCCUCUGUCCUCUCUCCUCUCUCCCUCUGCACUCCGCGUUCCCCCAAUCCCCCUCUCCUCUUCCACUACCCCAGUAUCUCCCCCUACGUGAUGAGGAAACGCAGACCUCCAUUCCAUUCCCCCAGAGGGGGGCCUCCGCCCUGUUACUACCCAGGCUCCGAGCCUCCUGGCUGGGGAAGGAGGAGGGACGUGUGGCCCUCACAACCAGACAAGCACCCCUCAAAAACACAACCUCCUCUUGAUCCUGUCGCCACAGAGACCAAUCCUCUCCGCCCCGACGAAAGUAAUGGAGAAGAAGGGGAAGAGGCGUGGCAUAGGGUAACAAACAGGUGCGGGAGGCGUGGCUCAAGGCGGGAGCACCGGCCACCACCCCCUCGAAAAUGCCCUCCAGACGGUGAGAGGGGUGGUGAGGGAGGGCCAGACAGAGACCGUAGCAGGGACUCGUAUGGUUACUGGGACUCAGACUCCAGCAGCUCGGCUGACUACUGCUACUACCAUCGUCCCUACUGCGACGCCUGCUUGCAACACAACUCCUACCCCUCCAACGACAGCUCCUCCUCAGACUCCUCGGACAGUGAGUAUGGCGGCUUCACCAGCCUCUGCCGCUCCACACACCCGGUGGUCAACUUCAAGGAGGACCUCAAACCCACCUUCGUAUGAGCCUGUCUGGAACCUAGACUGAACCGGUGCUGCGGAAGAAUCAUUCAAGUCAAACUGUGUUGUAAUUUACUUUCAAUGGCCAGUUCACGGCAGAACAAUUGAGUUUACACACUGUUGUAACACUAUUGAGAAGUGGUAAAUUGAGCGUGAACUAAUGUAAAUGCUUGAAAAGCUUGCCUUGUACCCAUCCAAGAUGGCUAAUUGGAAGGCAAAACAUCUGAUUUUGCAUUCAAUGGUAAUGUAUCUUCCUUAUCUAUGUGUGGAGUACGAGUACCCUAGCAACACAUUACCUCACAGCAUUCACAUUACAGGCUUUUUAAUUGGUUGCAAGUGCUUUAGAAAUAGGACCAAGAUGGAGUGUGUUGUUCAAUGGGUCGAGUUUGCUGUAUGAUGUUUGGGAUCUGAUUUUAAUUUAUUGACUUUGUCUUUAACGUAUUGCACUGACUGCCAUUGUCUCUAUGUCAUGUUAAAUAAAAUAUAUAUUUGUAGCUAAAUAACAUAUAAUAUAGAUUGUUGCAUGUUACAAAAAAAGCACUGGAUUUUAUUGAUCUGUUACCACCUCUUUUAAUCCCCCAUACCUUGUAUGCAUUUAAUAGAGCCCCCCAGGGAUGGAGUGCAGGUUCACCAUGGUAAAGAAUAUUAUUGUAACCAAUUUGAAUGAG